AUGCUCGGUGACGACGAAGAUGUUUUCGACAGCGUCACUUGGGAGUCUCCUGCCGCGCCUUCCAACGACGUUGGCACCACCGCUGCACUCUCCGGCCCUGGGUACAGGCAGAGUACCGCAGAGAGCGAAGAGGAACGAGGGCCAAACGAUCCCAAAUGGGAGGGAUAUCUUAUAACUACUGUCCGGGACCCAGUCAAGGAACUCGCUGAGACCAAGGACGCAUAUGUGUCCUACUUGGUCAGUGCUAAGACCAAUCUCCCUAUCUUUUCGACACCCAACCCAUCCUCUCGCAGGCGCUUCCAGGACUUUGUGUUCUUGCAUGAUCACUUGGCGAAGGAUUUCCCAGCAUGUGUCGUGCCUCCAUUACCUGACAAGCACCGACUUGAAUAUGUCACCGGAGACAGAUUCAGCCCGGAGUUCAUGGAACGGCGGCGACUCGAGCUCCACCGAUUCAUACAGAGACUAGCGCGACAUCCAACACUGCAGCGGAGCACAUUAUUGCGGGCUUUCUUCGAGUCUUCAGAAUGGCAUGUCCACAUGCACCAACACGUAGCGCAUCCCCCCGGCCCCGAGCCGUCGGUCGGGAUGAUCGACAGCAUCUCCGACACGCUCCUGAACGCGUUCUCGCGCGUGCGCAAGCCGGACGAGCGCUUCCUCGCAAUGCGCGAGGGCGUAGACAAGUUCGAGGAGGGCAUCACGCACGCGGAGCGGCUCUGGAACCGCAUGCGCAGUCGCACGAACGACGGCAAUCUGGAAUCGUCCGGAGAAGAUCUCACCGGCGACUAUCAUGAUUUCGCGGUCGCCGUGCAGGGCCUUGGGUUCCUCGAGUCCGGCAUUACGGACCCGCUAAACCACUUUUCGAAUACGCUGCUGGAGUUCUCAGCGCUCCUGCGCCAUACGACGCACACAAACACAGACCCGUUCCUCGUGCACCUACACUCUUUACUCACGUACUCGCACGCGAACCGUGCGGUCCUGAAGCUGCGUGACCAGAAGCAGAUGGACUUCGAGGAGCUCUCGGAUUACCUAUCGGGGAUCACGUCGGAACGAGACAGGCUCGCCGCGGUGAUCAACGGUCACGCGGGCAGCACUGGUCUCGGGCUGGGUGCCUACCUGAAAGACAAGGUAGACGCCCUUCGCGGCGCUGACGACGAUAGGAGCCGAGUGGAGAGAAUGCGUAAGCUGGACGUGAAGAUCAAGGAGCUUCAAGACGCGGUUACAACUGCACACGAAACAUCUGACGCGUUUAGCGAAGAGACCCUGCGGGAGCAGACAGUCUUCCAGUACGGGAAAGAGGCUGAGAUGAAGGAGAUGCUUGGAAACCUCGCGGACGGAGAAAUUGAAUUUUAUAAGGCGGCUAUGGAAGAAUGGGAAAGGAUUAUACCAAUAAUUCAGCGCAUACGUGUGGACGUCUGA
Messenger RNA from Sparassis crispa, 1416 nucleotides. Its product is annotated as Sorting nexin-4. Gene Ontology annotation, biological process: cytoplasm to vacuole targeting by the Cvt pathway; autophagy. The transcript has 9 exons. The record is from RefSeq and is a predicted model, not a curated record. Gene Ontology annotation, molecular function: phosphatidylinositol binding. Lineage: Eukaryota; Fungi; Basidiomycota; Agaricomycetes; Polyporales; Sparassidaceae. Gene Ontology annotation, cellular component: phagophore assembly site. The coding region runs from base 1 to 1416 and encodes 471 amino acids.